Aspergillus sclerotioniger CBS 115572 is the source of this 1106-nucleotide messenger RNA. Its product is annotated as alpha/beta fold hydrolase. Gene Ontology annotation, molecular function: hydrolase activity. The transcript has a single exon. NCBI's taxonomy places the organism in Eukaryota, Fungi, Ascomycota, Eurotiomycetes, Eurotiales, Aspergillaceae. Bases 65 to 925 code for a protein of 286 amino acids. The record is from RefSeq and is a predicted model, not a curated record.
CAAUUAACACGAUUAGAACACUACUCUACCAGAAUUACCCUCCUUCAAGUCUCCAUCUCCCACCAUGACACCAAAAUUCCAAACCACCCGUCUCCUCCACGGCAUCCGCGCCAUCAUCGGCGGCCAAGGCCCCCCCGUGAUUCUCAUUCCAGGCUGGCCCCAAACCGCCGAAGCAUUCAGCGAUAUCUUCGAGCCCCUUUCCAAAAACUAUCAAUUCUUCGCUCUCGAUCCCCCAGGUUUAGGUGAAUCGUCCGCUCCCAUCAACGGGUAUGAUACCGCGAACGUGAGCAAAACCAUGGCCGAAGCUAUCCACGACACCCUGAAAGACAAACCAUACCAUCUAAUUGGCCACGACGUCGGAGGAUGGAUUUCUUACCCCUGGGCUGCUCAAUUCCAAUCGAGGAUCAAAUCGCUCAGUAUCCUGGACGCAUCGGUUCCGGGUUUUCUACCCCCGUUUCAAUUCCCCAUGUCCAAUCAGACCAACCUCCGACUUUGGCAAUUCUCAUUUAAUGCGUUGCCGGAAUUACCUGAGAUUUUGACGACCGGGCGUGAGAGGGAACUGUUGACUUGGUUUUUUAAUUUGAAGACGGUUCGGAAGAAUGGGGUGCAUAAGGAGCAAUUUGAACGGUAUAUUCGGGCUUAUUCGAGACCCGGGGCGAUGAGUCGGGGGUUUGAGUAUUAUAGGGCUUAUGAAAUGAGUUCGAAGCAGAAUUUGGAGUUUGCGAAGAUGAAGCUUGAUAUUCCGGUUUUGGCUUUGGGUGGUGCGGGUUCGGUUGGGGAGGGGAUGAUCGGGUUUGUGAAAAAUUUUGCGACUAAUGUUUCUGGGGGAGCGAUUGAAGAUUGUGGUCAUUUUUUGCCGGAGGAGCAGCCGGCUGCUGUUGCGCGGAGGUUGUUGGAGUUUUUGGAGGAGAUUGAGAAGAAGUGAGGGAGCUAUGUGGGAGAGUAGGGAGGUGAAUUGAUUUGGUUGAGUUUCAUAGGCAUGGUGGAUAUUCUAUAGAUGAUGUUGAUAGAUGCUUGUAAUUAGUUUCUUUAUCAUGGGUUAUCGAAGGCUCUGAUGAUUUGAUCCCAUAAGAAGCGCCACGAAAUUACAAUAUCUAUUUCUAGGG